Molecule: messenger RNA, 1414 nt
Organism: Annulohypoxylon maeteangense
Lineage: Eukaryota; Fungi; Ascomycota; Sordariomycetes; Xylariales; Hypoxylaceae
Product: DnaJ-domain-containing protein
Exons: 3
Coding region: 340-1080 (246 amino acids)
Cellular component (GO): nucleus; cytoplasm
Molecular function (GO): protein-folding chaperone binding; protein folding chaperone
Source: RefSeq, a predicted model, not a curated record
GCUGCAACCUGCAAGCGUGUGCUGUGUUUGCUGUUUGUGGAACCGAACUGAUCAAGCCACCGUGGCUUAUCAAAUCUUCAAAGCUUAAGGGAAGUGACUUACCCCAAAAAGGAAACGCUAGCCAGCUAAACACCUAGAACGCCACAUCUAUGACGUUCCCUAUUGGAUAUACACCAUCCACCUAUCCAAUUCAUGAGCUCCCAAUGAAGCCCGAUUAAAGACGAUGCUUUGACUUGCAGACCGACUCGUGCUCCUAGAAUUUCUUUUCUCUUUACCUUCACCUUACACUGCCGGCUCAGUACCUUUACCUACCUGCUAUUACGACUUUGAACGAUUAAAAUGGCCAAUAGAUCCCCCCCAGACUAUUACAGGAUCCUCGAGGUCUCUGAAAAUGCAACUACCCAACAGAUCCGCGAUGCCUAUAAACGAGCGGCCCUCAAAACCCACCCGGACAGAGUGUCCGCCAACUCUCCCGACCGCGCGGCCCGGACCCGCAAGUUCCAACUCGUGAACGACGCCUACUACACGCUGUCAGACCCGACCCGGCGGCGAGAGUACGACUACACACGGAAAGCGGACCGAGGCCGACGAGGCGGGCGGGGAUCCUACACAGACCCGUUCGACGACCCCGCCGAAUCAGUCCCGCCCACCAACGGUAACGGCAACGGCAACGGCGGGGGCCAGAACGCAUACUCCUGGGCAUGGAACUUCUUCACGGGAGGCAACACGAACACACAGCCGCAAGCGCGCGCAGAGCGGCAGCAGGCGGAGGACGCGCAGUUCGGGGACGUGUUCGAGGAGAUGUUGCGGGAGGAGGGGAUGGCGGGCGAUGACGCCACGCGUCGGGAUACCACGUUCUGGAGCAUGCUGGGCACGGCGAGUGGUAGCGUCAUUGGUUUCAUCGUGGGUAAUAUGCCUGGAGCCGUGGCGGGCGCCGUGGCGGGCAAUAGGCUUGGUGCGGUGCGUGAUGCGAAGGGGAAGAGCGUGUAUGCGGUUUUUCAGGAUCUGCCGGCGGAUGAUCGCACGAGGUUGCUGGCGCAGCUUGCUACGAGGGUGUUUAGUCAUGCUGUGGGGAUUUGAUGUGUGAGGGAAUGGAGGGGGGUAUGGGGUUAUGAUACAUGUUUAUGAGGGGAAUGGGGGAUGGGAGGGAUGAGGGAAUAUGAAUAGACUGCAUUCUUAGGGGGAUCGUGCGUGGAGUUCAGGCUUCGUUUUUUGAGGGGGCGAUGGAUAGGGGUGGGCUUGAUAGAGGUCUGGGAGAGCUGGCGACUGCUGACUGGUUUAGUCGGGGGUUGAGGUUCUUCCUACUUCGUACUUGAUAAUUACCUACUUCUUAAAUAAACAUGAUGUUACCUACUGAUACUUCCUGCGUCGUUACCUAGUAGUUCUUGUCUCAUGAUACAUACCUAGUUCUAGU